CACAGACGUCACUGACUGUAUAAAUACAGGGCGGUUCGUUUUGCGCGUGACGGACGUUCCUUGUUGUGGAUUUGACGGAUUAACCGAAACAAAAAAAUCGCCGCUUCUUUAGAGUGCCAUGGCACGUACUAAACAAACCGCCCGUAAGUCCACCGGUGGUAAAGCCCCCAGGAAGCAGCUGGCCACCAAGGCGGCCAGGAAGAGUGCGCCCUCCACCGGUGGAGUCAAGAAGCCCCACAGAUACCGCCCUGGAACUGUGGCUCUUCGUGAGAUCCGUCGGUACCAGAAGUCCACGGAGUUGCUGAUCCGCAAGCUUCCUUUCCAGCGUCUGGUUCGUGAGAUCGCUCAAGAUUUCAAGACUGACUUGCGUUUCCAGAGUGCUGCUAUCGGCGCCUUGCAGGUGUGUUUUCUAGUUCUGGGUUGUGUAUAG
Molecule: messenger RNA, 430 nt
Organism: Sinocyclocheilus grahami
Lineage: Eukaryota; Metazoa; Chordata; Actinopteri; Cypriniformes; Cyprinidae
Product: histone H3.3-like
Exons: 3
Coding region: 119-430 (103 amino acids)
Cellular component (GO): nucleosome
Molecular function (GO): structural constituent of chromatin; protein heterodimerization activity; DNA binding
Source: RefSeq, a predicted model, not a curated record